AUGAGCGCGGAGAUUUCGAAUGGGCCCCCACCAGAGCUUCGACAAGGAAGCCCAAGACCGCCCUUAUUGAGGACCACCACCACCGGUGCUCUCAUACCACUCCUCCAGGCCAAGAAGAACACUGUCCUGAAGUCACACGGUAGACCCCCAUGGUACGGUGAAGACGGUACUCGGAUAUGCGAUGCGUUCGUCAUCGGUAUAGCUGGUGGGUCGGCCAGCGGCAAGACCCAUGUUGCCCGCCGCAUCGUCCAAUCGCUCGGGUCUAUUCCAACUGUUAUUAUUCUGUCCCAAGACAGCUUUUACAGGCGCCAUACCCCAGAAGAAUUAGCGCUUGCUCAUGCCAGCCUAUUUGACUUCGACCAUCCAGAUGCUAUAGACAUGCCGCUAUUUGCCUCCGUGUUUCGUCUCCGGCGUCCGCUCUUCCAUUGGAAUUCUGCUCUACGUGUGGAUGAGACCAAGUAUCUCUAUGGCGCUGCCAUCAUUAUAGCUGAAGGAAUUAUGGCACUACAUGAUCCGGCACUUAGAGCUCUAUACGAUUUGAAGAUAUUUGUUCAAUGCGAUUCAGACCUCAUGCUCGCUCGCCGGAUCAGACGGGACGUGAAGGAACGCGGCAGAAGCGUAGAAGGCAUCCUAGACCAGUAUCUACGAUAUGUCAAGCCCUCGUACGACAACUUUGUGCUUCCCACCUCAAGAUAUGCCAAUAUCAUAGUGCCCGGAUCGGACAAUGCAGUUGCCAUUGAGCUCAUUUCUACACAUGUCCGAAAACAGCUCGAUGAACGCGCAACUCAGCUGCGACAACACCUAGCCAUCGGUGGGCCUCGUGACCUUCCCCUACGCAGUGCAACGUCAGAUCCUGGUAAGGAGUGCUUGGACGUGAACCUUCUCCCGCAGACACGUCAAUUGAAGGGUAUCUUCACUAUCUUGCGGGAUGUUGCCACCAGCCGAGGCGACUUCAUUUUCUUCGCUGAUCGAUUGUCCACGACUUUGUGCGAGCGAGCGACUGAGCUUCUGCCAUAUAAAGGCAAGACCGUGACUACUCCCCUUGAAGUGCCUUCGCAUGGAAAGGAGCUGGACGCUACAUACAUUUGCGGAGUGUCCAUUCUACGGUCAGGUGGUCCCUUGGAACGCGGGCUGCGUAGAGUCAUCAACGACAUUCCUAUGGGUUCUCUACUGAUCCAAUCAGAGGCAGUUUCAGGCGAACCGCUUCUCCUCCACUUACUGCUACCUGUGUGCAUUCGUGACAGAAGCCUUGCUGUAGACACCUGGGUAUUCCUGUUGGAUGCUCAGAUCGGGACGGGUGCAGCCGCCUUCAUGGCUAUCCGCAUAUUGCUAGAUCACGGUGUCCGCCAGGAUCACAUCAUUUUUGUGACCUUCUUGGUCGCGCGAUGUGGCGGCAUAUACGGCCUGCAACACGCGUUCCCUCAUGUCAGGAUUGUAUGUGGUGCCGUUGAUGAUGGCUUGCGUGAAAUGUGGUUGGAAGCUUUGGAUGACGGAGACGACCAUCACGAUACGGAGGGGCGGAAGGUGUGGGUCGUCGAACCGGGUAUGGGACACAUAGGUGAUCGUUACUACCUGUAA
Molecule: messenger RNA, 1578 nt
Organism: Sparassis crispa
Lineage: Eukaryota; Fungi; Basidiomycota; Agaricomycetes; Polyporales; Sparassidaceae
Product: Uridine kinase
Exons: 17
Coding region: 1-1578 (525 amino acids)
Cellular component (GO): cytoplasm
Molecular function (GO): kinase activity; ATP binding
Source: RefSeq, a predicted model, not a curated record